AUGUAUAUCAAAAAUUGCAUUAUUGAAGCAGUUAAUUGUUUGUGCCCACUAAAUUCUUCCUUAUUUGAUGGAAUAAGUUUGUCGGCGAGUUCUGUAUCACGGAGAACUGAAGAGCUUGGAAAAAAUAUAUAUUUACAAAUUUGUGAAAAGACAAGUAAUAUGUUGUGGUAUUCUCUUGCAUUGGAUGAGUCAGUUGACAUUUCGGGAACAUCGCAACUUCUUAUUUUUAUUCGUGGAGUUGAUGAGAAUAUUUCCAUAACUGAAGAACUGGCAUCUGUUUGUUCUAUUCAUGGAACAACCACUGGAAAAGAUAUUUUUGAUGAAUUGGAACAAACUAUAAGUGACUAUAACCUUGAAUGGGAGAAACUGAGUUGUGUUACGAUUGACGGGGCAAAGAAUAUGGCUGGUUCUAAAAAGGGUCUAGUUGGGCAAAUAACUAAUAAAUUGGAGGAAUUACAUAUUUCAAACACUUUGUUCAUUCAUUGCAUCCUUCAUCAGCACGCACUAUGUGCGAAGGCUCUUAAUAUUUCAUGUGUGUUGAAUCCAGUUAUUCGCAUAAUAAACUUUGUUCGAGGGAGCUCACUUAAUCACCGUCAGUUUAAAGUUUUACUUGACGAUUUUGGAUCUGAAUAUUUUGACUUACCAUAUUACACUGCAGUUAGAUGGCUUAGCUGUGGUAAUGUAUUAAAUAGAUUUUAUAAACUCCGAAGUGAGAUUGAUAUUUUUCUAACCAGUAAAAAUAACUAUUAUCCCGAAUUAUCAGAUCUUGCUUGGCUAUCAAAAUUAUCAUUUUUGGUUGAUGUUACAACUCACAUGAAUGAGCUAAAUCUGAAAUUACAAGGAAAGGAAAACUUAAUUUGUGAUUUCUACAGGAUAAUUAAAGCAUUUCGACAAAAAUUGAUGUUAUUCGAGUCACAACUUGGAGUACGUCAGUUUUCACACUUUUCUUGUUUUAAAAGUUUUUGUGAGGCAAACUGUUAUGAGAUCGACAUUACUUUCCAAAUUGGAAUUAUCAAAGAAUUAAAACAUCAUUUUUUACAUAAGUUUUCUGAACUUGACAAAAUUGAAAGCGAUAUAAUUUUGUUCGAAAAUCCAUUUUCUUGUAAUGUUGAAAAUGUUCAACAUGAAUUACAAUUAAAAGUUAUUGACUUACAAUCAAAUGAACAGCUCAAAGAUUGUCACAGACGGACCAAACUCGCUGAGUUCUACGAAUAUCUCAAGGAUGAUGAGUUUCCGAGACUAAAGAAUUUUGCGAUAAAGAUGAUUUCUAUAUUUGGCACAACUUACCAAUAUGGGGAAAAUUAUCUCAUUGACACUGUGGACACUUCUGGAUAUAGCCACACUGCGGAAUAUCUUCAAUCUGUUGCUUUAGCCUCCGCACAAUUGGCUGAACAACGGUUUGGAUGUACAAUCGGCAGUCUUGUAACGGAUAAUGCUGCCAACAUGACUAAAAUGAGACGGAUAAUGAUGGAAGAUGGCAAUGAAAUAAUUACUUAUGGUUGCUCGGCACAUUAUCUCAACUUCUUUGAAGGAUGUCGAGGUAGCGGACGUUAA
Molecule: messenger RNA, 1554 nt
Organism: Octopus sinensis (East Asian common octopus)
Lineage: Eukaryota; Metazoa; Mollusca; Cephalopoda; Octopoda; Octopodidae
Product: general transcription factor II-I repeat domain-containing protein 2A-like
Exons: 2
Coding region: 1-1554 (517 amino acids)
Source: RefSeq, a predicted model, not a curated record